This is a messenger RNA of Gossypium raimondii (Peruvian cotton), 2509 nucleotides long. Its product is annotated as putative disease resistance protein RGA3. Bases 119 to 2305 code for a protein of 728 amino acids. Lineage: Eukaryota; Viridiplantae; Streptophyta; Magnoliopsida; Malvales; Malvaceae. Gene Ontology annotation, molecular function: ADP binding. The record is from RefSeq and is a predicted model, not a curated record. The transcript is spliced from 2 exons. Gene Ontology annotation, biological process: defense response to other organism.
GCUGAUGCACAAUCCAAGAUUUGGGCAAUGCAACUUGGAUUAUAUUCCUCAAACAAUCAUUUUAGCCUUGCUUUCCCUAUAACAAUUGCAUUUCCUGCUUUGCUCUUAGAGUUCAAUUAUGGCAGAAACGUUUCUGUUAGAUAUUGCACAAAGGGUUGUGGAGAAAAUAGCCCAUCUCUCCAUGGAAGAACUAGGCUUGGCCUUUAAUGUCCAAAGCGACUUGAGAAAGCUCAAGGAAACCAUGAGCAGCAUUAAAGCUGUGCUGCUGGAUGCUGAGCGGCAACAGCACCAGAAUGAGAAGUUGCGCCUCUGUAUGUGGAAGCUCAGAGACAUCUUUUACGAUGCUGAAGAUGUUGUUGAUGAUUUCAAGUGUGAAGCUCUCCGCAAACAGGUGGUCAAUCAUCCCAACAUCAGCUUCAAGGUUCGAUUUUUAGCUUCAUGCUCUCUGCCUCUUUCCUUCUCUUUCAAAAUGGGUCAUAAAAUCAAAUCCAUCAAUCAGAGGCUAAACGAACUUGCCACUGAAUGGAACAACUUUAAUCUAGGACAAGGUACCGACAACCGGCAUGUUUUUCACAGAGAAACUCACUCUUGUGUGAAUUCUUCUGAUGUCAUUGGUAGAGAUGUGGAUAAAGAGAAUAUUAUUGAUCUCUUGAUGAAACCAAGUGAGGAUCCAAACAUCCCUGUCAUUCCCAUUGUUGGAAUUGGGGGUUUAGGAAAAACCACUCUCACUCAAUUGGUAUACAAUGAUGAUCGGGUUACUAGAUGUUUCCCAUUAAAGAUAUGGAUCUGUGUCUCAGAUGAAUUUGAUCUUUCUAGAUUGCUCAAGCUCAUUAUUCACUCCAUAAAUAAGGGAGAGAAAUGUGAUAAUUUAACGGUUGAAGCCUUGCAAAUUUGUUUGAGAAGUCUUUUGAAUGAUAAGAAGUUUUUGCUGGUUCUCGAUGAUGUGUGGAAUGAAAACCGUGCGAGAUGGAUUGAGUUAAGAGAUAUAUUGGGAUCAAUGGAUUAUUUGUGUGGGAGCAAAAUCAUUGUGACCACUCGAAGUUUGAAGGUUGCCUUUAUAAUGAGUUCAAUUCACCCUUAUGAAUUGAAAGGUCUCCCUUUUGAAGAUUGUUUGACUUUGUUUAUGAAAUGGGCAUUUAAUAAUGAGGAUGAGAGACAAUAUCCAAAUCUAAUGAGAAUCGGGAAAGAAAUUGUGCAAAAGUGCAAAGGGGUUCCUUUGGCAGUGAGAACAUUGGGAAGCCUAUUGUUUCUGAAAACUGAUGAAUCUUAUUGGAUCUCUAUAAGAGACAGUGAAAUAUGGAUGCUUGAACAAAGUGAAAAUGAUAUUUUACCGGUGUUGAAGUUGAGUUACAAUCAUUUGCCAUCCCAUUUGCAACGAUGUCUUGCCCUUUUGUCAUUGUACAAAAAGGACGAGAUCUAUUAUAGUGAUCAAGUCGUCUAUCUUUGGAUGGCAAAUGGACUGCUUGAGCAUCCAAAGCAAAAGCAAGACUGGGAGGACGUUGGUGAUCAAUAUUUGAAUGAAUUGAUGUCAAGAUGCCUCAUCCAGAUGAACCAAGAUUAUGGCGAUGUGUUUACCUUCAAAAUGCACGAUCUAAUACAUGAUCUUGCACUAGAAGUGUCCCAAAAAGAGUGUAAAAUAGUGAAUUGCCAAACAAAAACCAUUGACGAAAAUGUUCGACAUUUAUCAUUUUGUGAUGACAAGCAGAUAAACGUUGCCCAAGUUUUUACUAAAUUGAAAAAUGUUCGAACAGUAAUGGUCCAAGAGGUUUCAAAGGAAUCAAAGGCUAUUCAUGAAUCUCUUGUAAGUCUUUGUGUCUCCAAUUUUAAGUACAUACGGGCACUUUGUCUACAGGAUUCACCAUUGACAGCUUUACCGUAUUCCAUUGGUGCCUUAAAACACUUACGAGAACUUGACUUGACCAACUGUUGCAAUAUAAAGAAACUUCCGAGUUCUUUCUAUAAACUUCGAAGGUUACAAUCAUUAAGAAUGAGGGGUGUUCCUUUGAUGCAAUUGCCUGUGAGCAUGGAAACCUUGAUUGAGCUUAGAUAUCUAGAAAUAACUAUUAAAGCUAAGAAAUUGAAAGGAAGUCGAUUAAGAAGUUGGACUUCACUUCAAUGCUUGGCAUUGGUUGAUUGCGACAAUUUAGAAUGUCUAUCUGAGGAAAUGAAGUGCCUCACCGAACUUACACAUCUAAUACUUCACGGGUGUACGGAGUUGAGUAACAGAUACCAUAUAAACGGGCGUUUAGAUUGGCAGGAAUGGCUCAAAAAGAAAAGGAUUCCAUUUGAUGAUCUAUUAGAUUAAAAUUUGAGGUGUAUGACAUGUACAUGAUUUGGAGGUUGCUUCUACUCGAAAUAAAAAGAGGUGAGCUUUUAUUUACUGCCAUAAAUAUCUCCAUUAACUAUUAUAAUUCGGCUUUUUAUAAGUUAUAAGCCUAUCCAAUGAUAUGAAUGUACCACAAAGUUGUUUUUUCUUGUCAUCUAUGCAUAACAUCCAAGUUGCCUACUA